Molecule: messenger RNA, 1709 nt
Organism: Fusarium graminearum PH-1
Lineage: Eukaryota; Fungi; Ascomycota; Sordariomycetes; Hypocreales; Nectriaceae
Exons: 3
Coding region: 392-1597 (401 amino acids)
Biological process (GO): actin cortical patch localization; actin filament bundle assembly
Cellular component (GO): actin cortical patch
Molecular function (GO): actin filament binding; phosphatidylinositol binding
Source: RefSeq, a predicted model, not a curated record
GCUGUGUCGUUGCAUCUACCUUAACUAAAAACGAACCCAGCGUCUGCCCACACCUAAUCACGACUAAACUGUUAUAUACUUUCUCGUGGUGUAUGUCGAUCGUGCAACACUUCUGUAUUAUAUCGCCGCAUUCUUUAUAGCACUUCACUUGCUUACAGCCAAUGCUUGGCUCAGAAAUCAUCGGGGCGCAGCAUUAACUUGUCUGGUGACGACGCAGGCCGGACAAGCUACUACCUAUACCUCUUAACCCCACCCACUCGCUCUUCCAUGUACUGAGAGCUCUUCUUGGCUCAUCUCUUUCAACAACAGUUUUCGAACUGCGCAUAGUUAACCAUUUCGUCUAUUCGAUUAUUACCACCUGUAUCUCUCGAAAUCACUCGGGUUUACCAAGAUGGGCAUCAACAACCCCCUCCCGUCGUCUAUGGCGUCGGAAUGUAAGAAAUGCGGCAAGAUUCUUGAGUCCUUCAUCAACCCUCGCCAGUCUUUCGGUCCCGACAAGGUCAUUCCUCCUUCAAUUCUCGCCAACGCGAAAGGCCUCGCCGUCAUUACUGUUCUCAAGGCCGGCUUCCUCGGCUCCGGACGGUUCGGUAGUGGUCUCGUCGUCGCCCGGCUUCCCGACGGUGGCUGGAGUGCCCCUAGUGCUAUUGCGACCGCGGGUGCAGGCUUUGGUGGUCAGAUUGGCUUCGAAUUGACUGAUUUCGUCUUUAUCCUUAACGAUGCGAGCGCUGUCAGAACAUUCGCUCAGGCGGGCUCUCUGACCCUUGGUGGCAAUGUUUCCCUAGCAGCUGGACCCGUAGGCCGCAAUGCUGAGGCCGCUGGUGCUGCUUCUCUUAAGGGUGUCGCCGGUAUCUUCAGUUACUCCAAGACCAAGGGUCUAUUUGCUGGCGUGUCCCUCGAGGGAUCCGCCAUCAUUGAGCGUCGCGAUGCCAACGAGAAAAUGUAUGGUCAGCGCUUCACUGCACAACAGCUACUCACCGGCUCUGUGCGACCACCUCCCCAGGCCGCCCCUCUCAUGAACAUUCUGAACUCGCGCGCCUUCGGCGGCAUGCGCGGCGGCAAUGACGACGCCAUGUAUAACGAUGCCCCCGUAUACGAUGAAUCGCACGACGAUGUUGUGUGGAAUGGUCGCCGAGGAUCUGCGAUGGGUGAGGGCGUGCAGCGCAAUAACACAGGCUUGCAACACGAUAGUUUCGGAAGACCAAGCCGUUCGAGCACAUGGCAGGACGAUGUAUACGACAGACAAGGCGGUUACGGCGGGCCUACACGCUCCAAUACAGUUGCCAGUAAUGGUGGUGCAGCCAACGACUAUGUUUACCGAGAUAGCCCUGCAGGAGGUUUUGGUGCCGAAAAGAAGGCUGGUCCUGGGCGACCAGCAGCUCCCAAGCCUAAUUUCGGCGCUAAGCAAGCAAUGCUUAAGAAGAAUGAGGCAGUUGCUGUGUACAACUUCGACGCGGAUCAGCCAGGUGAUUUGGGCUUCAAGAAGGGCGAUGUCAUUACCGUCCUGAAACGAACUGAGAGCGAGAACGACUGGUGGACUGGACAGAUUGGCACGAGAACAGGCAUCUUUCCCAGCAACUACGUCAAGAUGAAGGAGUAACGGCUGUCUUUGGUUUCGAUUUAAAUACCCUGAGGCGCCUUUUCGGAUGGAUAUCCCUGGAAUACAUGCGAUGGGUGUUUUGUCAUUUGUUUAUUUUACCGUUGGCGGGUUC